Molecule: messenger RNA, 16877 nt
Organism: Phycodurus eques (leafy seadragon)
Lineage: Eukaryota; Metazoa; Chordata; Actinopteri; Syngnathiformes; Syngnathidae
Gene: zfhx3b
Product: zinc finger homeobox 3b
Exons: 11
Coding region: 481-12006 (3841 amino acids)
Biological process (GO): brain development; regulation of neuron differentiation; regulation of transcription by RNA polymerase II
Cellular component (GO): nucleus
Molecular function (GO): RNA polymerase II cis-regulatory region sequence-specific DNA binding; DNA-binding transcription factor activity, RNA polymerase II-specific; zinc ion binding
Source: RefSeq, a predicted model, not a curated record
AAGCACAUGCGCACUGAAUUAAUCACAGCCAUUUUCUCCCCCCCCCUCCUCCUCCUCCUCCUCUCUCGCAGGAAACUAAUUAGCAGGAAUAAAGAUCCAAAGAGUUUUUUUUCUUCCCCCCAAUCAUCAGAUCUCACUUUCACCUCUUCCUCGCGCGCCUCCAACUCCGGACUGCGGCUGCUUUGCAUCCAAAUUAUUUUUGAUAUCGCCUUGAACAACUAAUAGCUACCUACUUGCGCCCCUUUUUUUUUUUUUUUUUUUUUUUUUCCCUUUUUUCUUUUUCCCUUCCACCCAAGCACUCGGCAACAACAAUGAUCUUUCUUUUUUUUUCGGCCACCCCCGAGCGCAAAGUGACCGAAAGGGGACUCUUUUCGCCUUGAUGGGAUCUUUAGCUCCGUCGUCUCGCUACUGGAUUAAAAAGCGAACAUCACAAAGCGGCACAUUGCCUGGAUGCGAUGAACGCCUCAUGUAGGCAUCAGCAUGGACAGCUGUGAGUCUCCCGUGUUUUCUGGGACAGACGAUGGGCUCAGCUCCUCCCAGCAGCAGCAGCAACCUCCACAGCCCUGGAACAAUCACCCUAGCUUGCAGCUUCCGUGCACCAACCAGGCCCCUUCCCUGGACCCACUAUCUUUUUCAGCUCCUUAUCCUUCUCAACCCCAAAACCCUUGUGCUCUCCAUGACGAGGUGAGAGAACUACAUUCCCAGCAAUCCCACCCAAAACAAAUAUCAACCCAGGCUCACCGGGAUAGCCCUGCCACCGGUCAGCUUCGUUCCGAGAGAGAGGGCCGUGAGGGAGAGGAGCAAGACAGAUUGAGCUGUGGAGAAGAGGAAGAAUCAGAAGACUUGGAUGAAAUGGAAAUUGACAGCUGUUUCCCGAGUCUUCAACCCUUUCCAGGGGUGGUGAUGGCUCAAGGCGGAGGGGGCAUGCCCACUCUUUUGCGUCAUCAGCCCACUCAACAGCAAGGUGGGCCUGAGAGUGGAAGUGAGGAAGGAGAGGAGGAAGAGGAAGAGGAGAGUAGUGAUGUGGAGAACUUGGCUGGAGAGAUCGUCUAUCAACCAGACGGCUCAGCCUACAUUGUAGAGAGCCUCAGUCAGCUCAUCCAAAGCGGUGGGAACAUGGUUCCCGGCCUGCUUCCCACAAACUCUCUCACUAGCGGAGGAAAACCGGGGGAACCUGCUGGGACGGUAUCCUCGGUCUACCCACAGAUCAUCAACACGUUCCACAUAGCCUCGUCCUUUGGGAAGUGGUUUGGUAAUUCAGACCAAGGUUUCUCCAAUACCUCAUCCAUGGCAGGCCUCAGUCCUGUCCUGCACAGUUUUCGUGUCUUUGAUGUGCGGCACAAAAGUAACAAGGAUUACCUUAACAGUGAUGGGUCUGCCAAGAAGUCCUGUGUAUCCAAAGAUGUUCCUAACAAUGUGGAUUUCUCCAAAUUUGAUGGUUUAGCCCUGUAUGGCAAGGGUAAGCCAAUUCUCAUGUGUUUUCUCUGCAAGCUGUCCUUUGGUUAUGCGCGUUCCUUUGCCACCCAUGCUGUUCAUGACCACCGCAUGACGCUGUGUGAGGACGAACGGCGUCUAUUAGGGGACAACCAUGCAUCUGCUAUCAUCCAGGGGAUUGGGAAAGACAAAGAGCCCCUCAUCAGCUUCCUGGAACCAAAAAAUAAAAGCACUCCUGUGCCACCUCCCUUACUUCCUAUGAACUCUAGCCAGAGCUUUUACGGCACAUUUAGUGGUGUCCAUCUGGAGCCUGGAAGCAGCAGUGGAGGCAGCGAGGCCCUCCUGAACAAAGACUCUGACGCUAGCCUCCAGCAGCAACAGCAGCAAACCCCGCUAAGCUCGGUCUUGUCUCUUGGAAGGCUGGGCACUCCCAAAGCAUCCACUUUUUCCUCAACCCCAGGCUCUGCCAAAGACUCCAAUGCCCUGUCUUUACAUGGGGGGAGAACAGAGGAGCCUACUGGGAAGGAGUUGGCUUACAAGGGAAACAGUGGGGCCAGUGAGGGCCAAGGCAGUACGAAACACUUAUCUAGCCAGGUGGGGGGUUCAGAAGAAGAGGAAGGGGAACCAUUAUUAGGGGAAAAAGAUGAGGUGGAGGCAGAAGGCACAGUAGUGACCAGUGGUGUUAAUAGUAGCAGUGGUGGAGGUGAAGCAGGGGAACCAGCUAUCUCGAACCAAAGCAUUUCCAAAUCUCCUUUAUUAAUGCCUAGUAGCACUCUCCAACCUUCUGCCUGCACCCCUGCGGUCAGUUACACACAAAACAGCAAAUCCCCUGCUUCCAAUUCCUCCUGUGUCAAGGAGGAGGUUUCAGCCACAGAAGGUGGGGGGAGAACCUCAGAGCUCCCUCUGAGCUUUAACUGCCAGGGAACUAAUGUUCCCAUGGCAAUGGCAGCAGCCAAUGUCAGAAAGAGUGAGGAGGACACUGCUGGCACUUCUUCCUCACCUCUGUCCUCCAAUGCUGCUGCUGACGAAAGUGCCAAUCGAGAUAGUGCCACAGCUCCAGAACCAAAUGAUUGCCCGGCUGAGGAAGAGGAGGAAACUGGAUCCCUUCUGCAGCAACACGACAUGCACCACCAUCACCAUCACCUGCAUUCAUCAUCUCAUGGCCACAUGCAUCCCCAACCCGGAGGUUCCUGUGACAUAACAGGGGUGAAUGACUGUUCACAGAACCACGGGCCUGGCGGCAGUAUAGGGAGUGGGGUAGAAUGCCCCAAAUGUGACACCGUUCUAGGUUCCUCACGCUCUUUGGGAGGUCACAUGACCAUGAUGCAUUCGCGGAACUCAUGCAAGACACUCAAGUGUCCCAAAUGCAACUGGCAUUACAAAUAUCAACAGACUUUGGAGGCUCACAUGAAGGAAAAGCACCCAGAUUCUGGAGGCUCCUGUGUGUACUGCAGCAACGGUCAAAGUCAUCCUCGUCUUGCGCGUGGAGAAAGCUAUACAUGUGGAUACAAACCUUUCCGAUGUGAGGUGUGUAACUACUCAACCACCACUAAGGGGAACCUAAGCAUCCACAUGCAGUCGGAUAAACACCUAAACAACAUGCAGACACUGCAGAACGGAGGCUCUAUUGCAUCUGCGCAGGAGCAGGUCUUUGGACAUGGCCCGGGAGGCGUGGUGGCCGUGCCUUCUGUGACCCAGGCCAGUAGCCAUCACCCUGCCCACCACCACCCCACACAGUCCUCCGCCCAUGUAACAGGACCGUGUGGGGCCCCCUCACCGACCAAGCCAAAGAGCAAACCAACUUGGCGCUGUGAGGUCUGCGACUACGAAACCAACGUGGCACGGAACCUCCGUAUCCACAUGACCAGCGAGAAGCACAUGCACAACAUGAUGCUCCUCCAGCAGAACGUGACUCAGAUGCAACAUGGCCGGCUCGCGCUGGGAGCUAUGCCCUCGCCCUCUGAGGCUGAGCUCUACCAGUAUUACCUGACGCAGAAUAUGAGCCUGCCACCAGGCCUCAAGAUAGACCCAACAGGAGCUGAGGCCCAGUUCCUGAUGGGGGGCUUUCCUUUAGAUCCCAGUAUGGCUGCCUUGACCCCUGCACUUGUAGGUGGGGAGAUCCCGAUGGAUAUGCGCCUGGGCAGUGGCCAGUUGGUGUCAGAAGAGCUGAUGACCCUGGGAGAAAGUCUAUCACAAACUAGCGACCCUUCACUCAAACUAUUCCAGUGCGCCGUGUGCAACCGCUUCACCACUGACAACCUGGAUGUUCUCGGCAUGCACAUGGGCGGCGAGCGCAGCCUUCCUGAAGAGGAGUGGCGCGCCGUGGUGGGCGACUCUCACCAGUGCAAGUUGUGCCACUACACCACUCAACUCAAGGCCAAUUUCCAGCUCCACUGCAAGACGGACAAGCACGUUCAAAAGUACCAGCUCGUGGCCCAUAUCAAGGAGGGAGGCAAAGGCAACGAGUGGCGACUGAAAUGCGUGGCCAUUGGCAAUCCGGUGCAUCUGAAAUGCAACGCUUGCGACUACUACACGAACAGCUUGGAAAAGUUGCGGAUGCACACGGUCAAUUCCCGACACGAGGCGAGCCUCAAACUUUACAAGCAUCUGCAGCAGCACGAAAACGCGGUGGAGGGUGAUGCCUGCUACUACCACUGCGCGCUGUGCAACUACUCGACCAAGGCCAAGCUCAACCUGAUCCAGCAUGUGCGCUCCAUGAAGCACCAGCGCAGCGAGAGCCUCAGGAAGCUCCAGCGCCUGCAGAAGGGCCUGCCCGAGGACGACGAAGACCUCAGCUCCAUCUUCACCAUUCGCAAAUGUCCCUCUUCAGAUACAGGAGAGCUGAGUGAGGAUGUGGAGGCUGCUAGUGAGACCACCACAGACCAGGAGGACCAAACCAAAGACAGAGAAAGUGGGGGGGAGAAGGAGCUCACCAAAGGGACAGUGUCCGGCCAGUCAGAACAGCACCAGUCUGAUUCCCCGAUCCCUAGCAAAAGGCCCUCGUCACGGUCGGAGACCUCCGAGAGCCCGCUGUCCUCAAAGCGACCCCGGGCAGCUGAAAAGCAAGCUGCAGAGCAGAUGUACCAGUGCCCUUACUGCAAGUUCACCAACACGGACCUGAAUCGUCUCAGAAUGCACGUGAUGACGCAGCACUCUGUCCAGCCCAUGUUACGCUGCCCGCUGUGCCAGGACAUGCUCAACAACAAGAUCCACCUGCAGUUCCACCUCACGCACCUGCACAGUGUCGCGCCCGACUGUGUGGACAAGCUCAUCGCCACAGUAACAGCAACCGAUGUCCUACCAGCAAGCAUGUUCAUACCUGUUCCUGGUCCAGAAAAAGAGUCUCAGAAACCCUCUCAUGCUGUUGCCAACGCUGAAGAUACAACAAAACAAGCUGAUGCUUUUGAUGCUGACCUGGAGAAGGGAGUUUCACUUCCGACAGAAAUAGUUGAGGCUCGCAAGUCACCUCAAGAAGAUCAACAAACAGAGAAGGAUGAUGCGACUGGAUUUCUGUGCUGGAAGAAAGGCUGCAAUCAAGUGUUCAAAUCGUCAAACUCUCUCCAGGUGCACUUCAAUGAAGUUCACAACAAACGGCCUCAACUUCCUGUUUCUGAUCGCCAUGUCUACAAGUAUCGUUGUAACCAGUGCAGCUUGGCCUUCAAGACUGUGGAGAAGCUACAGCUCCAUUCCCAGUAUCAUGUGAUCCGAGCAGCCACUAUGUGCUGCCUCUGCCAGCGGAGCUUCAGGACAUUACAAGCCUUGAAGAAACAUUUGGAAACCAGCCACUUGGAGCUUAGUGAAGCUGAUAUCCAGCAGCUGUACGGGGGUUUAUUGAUGAAUGGUGACAUUAUGGUCAUGGGUGAUCCAGCUCUUGGUGAAGAACAUGGAGGUCUGGGAGAAGAUGACAAAGAGGGAGAUGACAGUGACCCAGAGGAAAAGCAAAGCCCAACAGGCAGUGACUCUGGCUCACUGCUGGAAGAUUCUGGCUCUGAACCAAAACGUGCUUUACCAUUCAGAAAGGGUCCCAACUUUACCAUGGAGAAAUUCUUAGAUCCAUCACGUCCAUUCAAGUGUACUGUCUGCAAAGAGUCGUUCACACAGAAGAAUAUUCUGCUGGUUCACUAUAACUCUGUCUCGCACCUGCACAAGGUGAAGAGAGCUCUUCAGGAGUCCACCACUGGUCAGCCAGAGCCUACGAGCAGCCCUGACAACAAGCCAUUCAAGUGUAGCACUUGUAAUGUGGCAUAUAGCCAGAGUUCCACUUUGGAGAUCCACAUGCGCUCCGUUCUACACCAAACAAAAGCAAGGGCAGCCAAACUUGAAGCUGCAGGAGGCAUAACAAGCUCUACAAGUGCUCCUGGUGGGGGAGGUACAAUCAUCAGCACUUCAACAGCAAGUCCAGGCCCAGCAAGCAACUCAACAACAAACUCUACCAACCAUGGCUCGUCUGGGUCUCAAACAGUUCAGAGUAUUCUUGGUGGAAACCACACCUCCCAGAGUCAUAGCCAUGAAACUAGCAGCUCAGUCAGCAGCCAAUCCUCACCAUCAGAGAGGAAUGAGGUCAAAAAGGCUAAAUAUGCAGAUAUGCUGUCUACACAGCUUCAGCAACAACAGCAAUUAGCUCACGCUCAAGCCCAAGCUCAGCUUCAGCAAGAGCUCCAGCAGCAGGCAGCUCUUCUACAAUCCCAGCUCUUUAACCCAGCACUUCUACAGCACUUCCCUAUGACAACUGAUGCACUUCUCCCCUUACAGCAGCAGCAGUUGCUGUUUCCCUUCUACAUUCCUGGAGCAGAAUUUCAGCUAAACCCAGAGAUCAACAUCAGUAAUUCAGCACUUGGCCUAACAGGAGCAACCACCUCCUCGCUCCUCGAAGAUCUCAAGAACUCAGCCCAACAGAGCUGUUUGCAGCAGCAACUGAUGCAUCACCACCUUCAGCAGCAGCAGCAACAGCAACAGCAGCAGCAGCCUCACUCACAGGCACAGGGUCAGAUGGCAUUGCUGCAACAGAGUGCUUCUCUCCACCAGCAGGUUGAAAGAAAGCAGAAGCCUCCCUCGCAAAAUGACAAAGAUAUUCAACGAGACAAAGAUGCAACUGAAAAAAAUGAGGAUGUCAACAAAGAUUCACUGGACAAACUAAAGGAAAGGAAGGACAUUCAACACAUUUCAAACAGUAUUAACCAUGACUCUGGGUUACUUCCGCCAAGAAUUGCUUCAGAUGCUCGUGGAAACGCAACCAAAGCCCUGUUGGAAAAUUUUGGGUUCGAGUUAGUGAUUCAGUACAAUGAAAAUAAACAAAAAGCCCAGAAAAGGGGAACUGGGCUGACAGGAUCAAGUGGACCAGGUGGGAUCACAAGAGUGGUGGAUCCCAUUGAGGGAUUGGAGAAACUGGAAUGUGAAGCCUGUGGCAAAUUGUUUUCAAAUAUACUGAUUCUAAAGAGCCACCAGGAGCAUAUCCACCAGGCGUUCUUCCCAUUUCGAUCCCUUGAGAGAUUUGCCAAGGAAUACAGAGACAAUUAUGAUAAACUAUAUCCUCUGAGACCCCCUACACCAGAGGCUGCUCCACCUCCUCCACCUCCUCCCCCACCCCCUCCACCCCAAAGAGCUCCUACCCCAAAUAUUCCUGUGUCUGCAGCCUCACUUACACCUCCAACUGCACCUACUCCACAGCCUCCAGUUCCAAUGUCACAAAUUCCCAUGCCAAUGGAUUUGCCAAUCUUCUCGCCGCUAAUGAUGCAGCCCAUGUCGCUCCAGUCUUUGCCCAGCCAGCUGACUUCUCAGCUACCAUCUGUUGAACCCGGCCUGGCCUCAGACUUGGCACAGCUCUACCAACAACAGCUCACCCCAGCCAUGCUACAGCAGCAACAGAACAAGAGGCCACGGACACGAAUCACAGAUGACCAGCUUCGGGUCCUGCGACAGUACUUUGAUAUAAACAAUUCACCUAAUGAAGAACAGAUUAAAGAGAUGGCAGAUAAAUCAGGACUGCAGCAAAAAGUCAUAAAGCACUGGUUCAGAAAUACGCUUUUCAAAGAGAGACAACGCAACAAAGACUCACCAUACAACUUCAAUAAUCCACCAACCACAACACUUGAAGAUACUAAAAUUGACUCAAAACCGCCUUCCCCUGAACCACAAAAGCAAGACUACUAUGGAAGUAAGAGAUCUUCUAGAACUAGGUUUACAGACUACCAGCUACGAAUCUUACAAGAUUUCUUUGAUGCUAAUGCUUAUCCAAAGGACGAUGAGUUUGAACAGCUUUCCAACCUUCUGAGCCUCCCCACUCGUGUCAUUGUUGUUUGGUUUCAAAAUGCUCGCCAGAAGGCAAGGAAGAAUUAUGAAAAUCAGAGUGAUGGGGUAAAAGAUGGCGAGAGGCGAGAACUGUCAAAUGAUCGGUAUAUUCGCACCUCAAACUUGAACUACCAGUGCAAAAAAUGCAACUUGGUUUUCCAGAGAAUAUUUGAUCUCAUAAAACAUCAAAAGAAGUUGUGCUACAAAGAUGAAGAUGAGGAUGGACAAUACGACAGCCACAAUGAGGAUUCCCUUGAUCUUUCUAAUGAAUGUUAUACUCCCUCUGGUUCUUCUUGCCACACCCCAAUGCCCUCCUCUUCAAGUCUCUGUCCACUUCCACCUUCGACUUCAGCAUUCUCACAUCUCUCUUCAGCUGAUAAGGAGGAGGCGUCACCAGUAACCAUCUCAAACCUCCAUGAGGAAAAGUCAAAAGAGCUUCCAGACAUUUCAGCUGAUCCCCCAAAUAAGACCUCUAUUAAGCAGGAAAAUGUACCCCAACCCCAAUCAGAGUCACAAAAGCAUAGACAUCCAAGAGAAGAUACUAUUCAAGCUAUUUCCAAGCCCAACAAACAUUCCUCACCUUCCUUCACUCAGCAGCAACUGCAGUGUGGUCCAUCAGCUUCUCAGACAAGCCAGGCCCCCUCUCAAAGCUCUCACAUGAGCCACAAUCCACACAUGAGUUCUGCUACACAACAAAUGGCACAGCAGAUCAUCCCAUAUCAGUGUGAUCAGUGCAAGAUUGGCUUCCCCUCCUUUGAGCACUGGCAGGAGCACCAGCAAUUACACUUCCUCUCUGUGCAGAAUCAGUUCAUCCACCCACAAUUCAUUGACCGCUCAAUGGACAUACCUUUCAUGCUAUUUGACCCGAGCAAUCCUCUCCUGGCAGGUCAGUUACUCUCUGGGGCGAUGCCCCAGAUCCCCAGCAGCUCUGCCACUUCUCCAUCCACCCCCACAUCCACAAUGAACUCCCUGAAGAGGAAAUUAGAGGAGAAAGCUGGCACUAGCCCGGGAGAGAAUGACAGCACAAACAGUGAGGAGCCACAUAGAGACAAGCGGCUUAGAACCACCAUCACACCUGAGCAACUAGAGAUUCUUUAUCAGAAAUAUCUAUUGGAUUCUAAUCCUACACGUAAGAUGCUUGACCACAUUGCUCAUGAGGUGGGGCUGAAGAAGAGAGUAGUGCAAGUCUGGUUUCAAAAUACCAGAGCCAGGGAGAGAAAAGGCCAGUUCAGGGCAGUGGGGCCAGCUCAAGCUCAUCGGCGAUGCCCCUUUUGCAGAGCUCUUUUUAAAGCAAAAACUGCCCUCGAGGCACACAUUCGCUCUCGUCAUUGGCACGAGGCCAAACGUGCCGGCUAUAAUUUAACCCUCUCUGGUAUGUUACCUGACCAUGAGGGCAUUCAAAUUAAGUUGGAUGCCUUGGAGACAUCAAGCUAUUCCCAAAUGAUGUCUGCAAACCUGGAUGGACAAAGCUCCUCCAUGUCUCCUGUCAAUAGAGGAAUGGAUUUGUCUCCCAGGGCUCUACUGAGUCCUUCGUCAAUUAAAGUUGAAGGAAUGGAGGAUUUUGAGAACUCGGCCAUGUCUGCUGUGAACCUCACCUUUGAUCAAAACAAACUGGAUAAUGACGACUGUUCGUCUGUUAAUACGGCCAUCACAGAUACAACUACAGGUGAUGAGGCUAAUGCUGAUAAUGACAGUGCCGAUGCAAAACACAGCCAGAGUAGUAGUGAUUACCUGGCUAAGCCUGGGAGCACUGUCCCCAUCCUUGAAAAUGAUGACCAGAUGUCCUCAGGGCUUGUAAGCCCUGCUACAAGCUAUUAUGCUAAGGACUAUGAAAAUGAACACAUAAUUGACCACAGUGAGACAUCCAGCCUGGCGGAUCCUUGCUCGCCAAGUCCUGGAGCUUCAGGCACCAGGAGCAUUGACAGCGGUGAUCGUCCUGGUCAAAAGCGCUUCCGAACUCAGAUGACAAACCUCCAGCUUAAACUAUUGAAAUCCUGUUUUAAUGACUACAGGACUCCCACAAUGCUGGAAUGUGAGGUACUUGGCAAUGAUAUUGGACUUCCAAAGAGAGUGGUUCAGGUGUGGUUUCAAAAUGCCCGUGCCAAAGAGAAAAAGGCAAAGCUCAACAUGGCCAAGCACUUCGGAAUUAAUCAGACAUCCUAUGAGGGGCCGAAGACUGAAUGCACUUUGUGUAGUGUCAAGUACAGUGCCCGCCUCUCCGUUCGCGAUCACAUAUUCUCCCAGCAGCACAUCUCCAAGGUGAAGGAUACCAUUGGGAGCCAGAUUGACAAGGAAAAGGAAUACUUUGACCCAGCGACCGUCCGUCAACUUAUGGCUCAGCAAGAGAUGGACCGCAUUAAGAAGGCCAAUGAAGUUUUAGGAUUGGCGCAGCAGCAGGCCAUGCAGCAACAGGGAAUGUUUGAUAACCCUGCGAUGCAGGCGCUGAAUCUUCAGUCAGCCUAUUCCAAUCUACAAGGCAUUCCACCUGUCCUCUUGCCAGGGGUUGGGAGCCCCUCUCUUUCCAGCUUUAACUCAUCUAAUUCAGCUUUAACUCCUCCCAAACCUUCAAACCUGCUGAACAUGCCUGGUGCCGGUGUUCCCUCGCCAAGCCUGCCCACAUCCGGAUUGCCCAACAAGCCUCCCUCUUCAUCGUCGCUGUCCACGUCGAGCACAGCACAGACAAACACAUCUGCUUCGCACUCAAGCCCCACAUCUACAUCCAACUCCACUUCCUCAAGCACCCCGUCCGUCUCCCGGUCUGAACACCCCAAAGAGCGUGACGUUGAGAGGUUAAGAGAAAAGGAAAAGCCCAGGGAAAAGACCGAGAAGCCCUCAACCCCAUCAUCAACUGGAAGCACCCCUGCCCCUUCAACGUCUGCUGCCAGCGCCAAGAAGGAAAAGCCAGACCCAGCUGUUCCUGCCACCUCUAUGCCUACGCCUGGUAUGGAGUAUGUGGUAGACCCUGCCCAGCUUCAGGCCCUGCAGGCUGCCUUGGCUUCAGACCCUACAGCUCUUCUCACAAACCAGUUCCUGCCCUACUUCAUGCCUGGCUUUUCCCCGUACUACACCCCACAGAUCCCUGGUGCUCUCCAAGGUGGUUACCUGCAACCAAUGUACGGUAUGGAAAGUCUCUUCCCCUACAACCCUGCAUUGUCACAAGCACUGAUGGGCCUGUCUCCAGGGUCCCUGCUGCAGCAUUACCAGCAAUAUCAGCAGAGCUUGCAGGAAGCACUACAGCAGCAGCAGCGGCAGCUUCAGCAGAUCCAGCAACCCAAGGCAAGCCAAACUCAAGCUCCCCCUAAAUCCUCGGGGGAUCGGAAAGAAUCUGCCAAAGAGUCAGUGAAAACGGAGGAGCAAAAGGGCAACCACCACAGUGCAUCUCCCACCACACCUUCCACCUCCUCCACUCAUAACAAAGUAUGCGCCAAGCAGAAGGAGUUGGAUGGCAAAGCAGUGGACCCCCACUUAGACCAGUUCAUCGUGCCCAAGGUGCAGUAUAAACUGGCAUGCCGGAAGUGUCAAACAGUUUUCACCAAGGAAGAAGCGGCUAUUACCCACCUCAAGUCUAACUGUUUUUUUGGUCAGUCUGUGGCAAACCUGCAAGAGAUGUUGCUGCGUGUCCCCAGCGACGUAGGUGCAGGGGCUGGAAGUCUCUACGACUGCCUGGCUUGCGACACUGCGUUGGAUGGGGAAAAAGCGCUCAGUCAACAUCUGGAAUCAGCUUUGCACAAACACAGAACAAUCAAGCGAACAGCCAGAAAUGCCAAAGAGCACGCUACUAGUUUAUUACCUCACUCUUCAGCCUGCUUCCCCAAUCCUAACACCACAUCUACCUCGCAGCCUGCCACUCAUCCCAUCAGCAGCCCCACUCCGCCGCCAACGACAUCAGCCACCAUGCCGUCAUCUGCCGUGUCCACCGCCCUUUGCUCCUCCUCCUCCAAUACCCAACUCCACGCCACAGCCGCCGGCAAACCCUGGCCCCAGGCCCCUUUCUCCAGAGCUUUAGUCGGGAAGCCCAAUGCCAGUCCCUCCUAUGCGUCCUCCCUGUUCCCUCCCGUGUCCUCACCCUCAACGGUUACCUCAAGUUCAUUGAGCACCUCAGGAGUUCAGACCUCGAUACCAACAGACGUCUUUACCGACGAGUCCGACUCUGACAGCAGUCACAAGUCGGCAGACAGACUGGGCAGGACGGCAGACGAGCCGCAGCAACCUGGCUUUGUCAAAGAUAGUAGUACUUGUAGUAGUAAUCUCGCUAGUGUAGGAACAGACUCCAUCAGAUUGUAAAAGAGCUUUCAGUGAUGGACAAUGUUUAAAAAAAAAAAUAAUACAAAAAUGAAAAAAAAAAAAACACAAAUGGAAAAAACAGAAAAAGCAGCAAUGUUAAAUACGUUAAAGGUAUACAAACCAAUUUCAGAAAAAAAAGAUGGAAAGACUUACUGCAAUUCCAAAGCUUGUAACCAAAAACUUUGUUAGUGGAUUGUUUUCCCAUAUCAACAUGCUGGUUUCAAUUUUGGUUUUGUUUUGCUCAACUGAAACACAUGCAUAUUGAUAAUAUAUGAGAAGAGAAAUGAUUGAUCCAGAGAAAAGCUGACAAAUGGCCCAAGAAACCCUUUGAAAAAUUCUCAGUCAAGCCUUUUGUUUCGUAAUAAUUUAUAUUUAAUAGCACACUCACAAAAAGCCAGUAUGUACUGUAUGGGAGAAUAGUCCGGUCCAUGUUCUCGCUAUUUAAGCAUUCAGAUACCAAUGGCUUGCAAAAGUAAAAAUAAUAAUGUAUUGUCUAUUUUAUUCUCAGGUCAAUGGCUCACAAAUGUUUUGUUCUGUUACACAAGUCCAUGCGUUACACAUUUGCUUUCUUCAUAUCUUGAGUUACUUACCACAACCUUUUAAUUGGAGUGAAAUUUGAUACGGCCUUUUUUUCUGGGCAUUAAGAUGGCAGUUAAUUGGCUAGAUGGAGGAGAAUUGUUAUCCAUUCACAACAAGACAAAGAGAGCAUUGCAGACAUAAGAAUGGGCCGUGAAGAAUUUAGAUUAAAAGGAAAAGGAAAAAAAAAACACCCCACUGUAUUUAUAAUAGUUCCGAAUAUUUUUGGUGUUAUGUAGAUUGUUGGAUUGGAAAUGACAUUAAGCAGUAUGGUAGCCUGAAGAAGAAGAAAAAAACAACUUUUGUGUACAUUUAGCUUUUUGUAUUGUCAAACUUUAAGACACUUCAUUUGAUGUUGUCUGGAUCAUUCCGAUAGAUUAGAUGAUGGGCAGGUAAUUUAUCCAAAUGAUAUUUCUUAUUCUCAACCUUCUUGGGAGAUAUUCAUGCAGAUUCCCCUCCUGACAAGGCAGGAACCGCUUUAAGCAUUAUUUAAAACCUAAGGGUCAGUUGGUACUGCAUCAACUGGAUGAAAACAUAUUGUGGGUGAAAUAUUGAAAUUGAAAUUUGAUUUUUUUUUUUUUUUUUUGUUACCUUCGUGCACUUAUUACUGUCUGACUCCCAUUUCCCACUCUACGUGUUCUUCUCUUCGCACUUAUUUCCCUCGGCUGUCCUGUAUUUGUAGAUGCAAUGCAGGUCCUCUGUUGUCCAUGUAGUGUGGCUACACUUUUUUUUUUUUUUUUUUUUUUUUGUCAUUCAUGAAAAUGAAAAAAAAAAGAAUAAGAAUAAUAAUUCUCACGCUUUAAGACAAAAAGAAAAUCCAAAGACUGAACACUUUUCACCGUUGGUGCAUAAAGAUGAGAAAGGAGGCUUCUUUAUACUUGAUAAUUUGUUGCUGUUUUUAAAGGAGAGAAGAAAGUUUUAAAAAGAUAAAGGAGUUCGCAUCAGAGUUGCCGUUUUUGCUUCCUUGCAAGCAAAGUGGUGGCUUUUUGACGUAAAUACCAAAAACCAAAAAGGGCCCUCGUCCUUGCAUUGUGGAGUAGCACCGUUACAGAGCCAUUGCAGUUUGUAAGAUAGAGAGUUAUCAAUCUUUGUUUGAAUUUUGACACGUUCAAAUGUCCGGUUUUUUUUUUUUUUUUUUUUUUUUAAUUUAUUAUUAUUAUUUUUUUAAAGAUCAUGUAAUAGGUCUGGUCUUCAAGGACAUACAUUUUGCUGCUAAUGUAGAAUUUUGAAAGGAAAAAAAAAAGUACCUAGAUGCAUGCUCAUUUUGCUUUUUGGCGAAGUUUUAACAAAAACAAACAAUAAACCAAUUUCUUGCCUCUGCAACACCUUUUUUGUUUCUUGUUGCAAAAACGGAACUUUGAAGACUGUGAAUAUGUAUGUUCCAAAGGACAUUUUGCUGAUUUUUCGUUUUUGGACAGACCAAUGUUUUGAAGCCAAUGAUCUAUGACAUUUGUGAAGAACAGUGCAUUCCAAAUACCGCAAUGUUUUUUACUUUCUAUCUUUCUUUCUUAAGAAGCAAGGACUGAUCUUUUGUCAUUAGAAUUCUUUUAAGUGUCAUAAUCUAUUAUCACUCAGAUUUUCCACUGUUGUGUACAUUUUUACUGAACAAAGUGAUCUCCAAAGAUCAGUUUGUGCAGGCGUGGAACACUCCAUCCAGUCGAGGUUGUUGCUCACUUGUUAAGCAAGUAAUGGUGGUUACCAAAAAGUGUAUAUAAUACAUCUGGUACUGAUGUGUCUCCUAGGUUUUAAUCAUAGUUUUUGCCAGUCAACAUAAAACUAGUUUCAAAGGCGAAUGAUAGCUUUUUAACUGAGGUGUGAUCCCCCCUUGCAGGGAAAUCCAGCAAUGACUUUGUCCCGUGUGUAAGCAGGGUGCCACUUUUACGCAUAGAUUACAGGUCUUAAGGGGCAUCUUCAUUCCAAAGCAUUAUUUCUGGUUGCUAGGAGGUUAUUUUUUAUUUUAAUUUGUUUUAUUUUUAUUUUUAUUUUUUUGGCUGUCCCUGGUUCAAACGGCUAGGAGGCGUUCAUGUCCCAAAGAAGCCACCUGCUUCAUCGUAUUGCAAUGGAAAUUGAUGUGCAUAGGUACCCUCACCCUUUCACUGAUAACCAACUAAAAAUGUAUAUUUUUGCAACCGAAACCAAGACUUAUUUAAAUUUGUGAAGAACUUCUUUUUGACCAAUAUUGUACAGCCAAUUUAUAUAGAUAUAUGUCUACGCCCCAAUAAUCUCUAAUGCCUUUUGGUGUUGAUACCAUAGCAUGUUGUUAAGAUCAAAGAAUGACUCUGCAAGCUCGCCACUUCUCGAAAGUUCAGUCUCCCUGAAAUUGGGUACUUUUUUGUUCAUUAGUUUAUAUUGUUUUUUCCCCUUUAAAUAUAUUUUAAUUUCCCUAUAAUGUCAAACAUAUAUUUUAAUUUUCUUAUAUUUUUUAUGUUAUUGUGGUUUCUGUGUAUUAUUUUUUAUCAUAAAUUAACACAAGCUUUGGAUUCUUUAAAAUUAGGAAACAAAUACAAAAAUAUGUCCUGGUCACUUUAUUGAGUUUUUUUGUUUGUUUGUUUGUUUGUUUUAAAUAUAUUUGUUUUAAUGAUAGUUCCAAUGUACGUUAUUUCCAAAGUUCAAGUGUAAUCAUUUUGGCUCUCUUGCACCAGAUGCACCACGGCCUGCAUGUGAGUUCGUAUGUGCGUGGAUGCGUGUGUCUGAGAGUUUGUGUGUGUGUGCGCGCACGCAUGUUUCAUAGCAGCCAAUUAAUUUCCCCCUUUGUUUUUUUGUGUUACACAUCAAAACAAACUGAACCGCAAUUCGGAGUAAUUGAGAAAAUGAAAUGAUCAAAGUGACUGUGAUAGCUUUUACUUUGCCUGAUCAUGUGAACGUGGCCAAAGCUUCAUGCAGUUCAAAAAGGAUAAUUUUUACACAUUCCCCCUUAAAAAUAAAUAAAUAAAUACAAAAUUUAAGUGUAUAUUUUAUCAAAAUGUUACUGUGGAUUAUCUGUCUCCACAAAAACCUACAUUGGGAUACUUGAUGGCAAUUCUCAAAGUGACAAGGUUAUGCUAUAGAGGUAAUCUUUGCCCACUGUGAAAAGGAGCGUGUACCUGUAUACAGAUAUAGAUAUAUUUAAAACAAAACAUCACUUCUUGUUUGUUUGUUUCUGAGAUGAAGAAGGACUGAAAAGAAAAACAGACUCUGGGACGCUUUGGAGUUCUUGUCAGGAGGACACGAGAGGCUGUGGGCACACCAAAACUGGGCGCGGGAGCUGAGGGCAGGCUCCAAAACAGCUUUAAAAAAAACAAAAACAUUUUUUUUUUAAACAUCUCCUUAUCUGAUUAGUGACAAUGAGAAUGGACUCUGGAACUGACGGACAUGUGACAGACAGAGAGAGAGAACUGAAUCUUGACUCCAGCUGCUCUUUCCUCCUUUCUUUCUCCCCAUCUGCCUCCGUUUCUGCCCCUCUGAUGGACGUUUCCCAAAUUUCAGGACAGGACGGACGGAGACGCUGGCCUCUUUCCCCUCCUUCACGUUGCUACCUGUCUCCCUUUUCCCCUCCGCUUGUCUUCGCUAGGACAAGUAAAGCUCUCAAAGUCGCGGCAGCUCGCCCCUCUCUCUGAUGGUUAUGUCAAAAAAAAAAAAAAAAAGAAAAAAAAGAGAAAUGAACGCCAGAGAGCAGGGUGGGGUUCUCCAUACUGUCAUUUUUGAAAAAGAGGCAGUUGUACACUUAAAGAAAAGCGUAUUAACCAAAAUCAACAACCAAACUAACAACCAAACAACCAAUUGCUCCAACUUCAAAGAUGAACUGUUACUUGGGGCGAUCUGUUCCUUUUGUGACUUCUGGUGCCACAAUUUUUGGUUUUGUUUUGUUUUUUAAACCUUUGAGACUGUUUUUUUUUGUUUUUGUUUUUUUUUUCCGUUUCCUUCAAUGACUCCUCGUUCGAGCCUCAUAAGCAUGGCUCUGGGGCUCCAAGCAGCCCAGCUGAGGGUAGAAAAAAAAAACAGCCUUGCAAUGUACAAAAAAGAGCAAGUUAAACCAAAAAUGUUGUUCUUGAUGUCUUUUCUAUACUGUAGUCUUGUUAGCUUUUUUGUUACUGUAAUUAUAUGAUGAAGAUUUCCAGACUGUACCAAAUGACAUGGAAACUGACAUACAUACAAACCACAUGGAACUUCUGACUUUUAAAGAAACUUUUGUCACAAAACCUUGUUGUCCUAGUUAAGUUGAUUGUAGAUGUUAAUUGAAUAUACUCCUUUGAAAAUAUUUCAUCAAGUAUGUUUCUUGCUCAUUGUGAUACAUUAAAAUAAGUAUGAGCAUAGAC